This is a messenger RNA of Beta vulgaris subsp. vulgaris (sugar beet), 2157 nucleotides long. Its product is annotated as pyruvate kinase 2, cytosolic. Gene Ontology annotation, biological process: glycolytic process. The transcript has 16 exons. The record is from RefSeq and is a predicted model, not a curated record. NCBI's taxonomy places the organism in Eukaryota, Viridiplantae, Streptophyta, Magnoliopsida, Caryophyllales, Amaranthaceae. Gene Ontology annotation, molecular function: potassium ion binding; pyruvate kinase activity; magnesium ion binding. Gene Ontology annotation, cellular component: cytoplasm. The coding region runs from base 376 to 1857 and encodes 493 amino acids.
UAUGGAUUAUUGGAUCUGAACAUCUCAUAUUCUCAUCUGACUAUUACUGUAUACACUAGCAUUUCAGGCAACUUCCCAAUUAGCAGCAUCUAUGAUCUAAGCAAGUGAUAAAAUCUUUCUACAACAACAACCAUAAAAAAAAAAGUCAGCUUUUAUAAAAGAUCCUACAUUCUCCUGUUUUUGCUACUACUAUUAUCUUGAUUCUGUUCAACUUCAUUUGUUACAUAGUACACACACUGUUUCUCUCUCCUCCAUAGCUGAACAAGAUGCCGGGUGGUCAGAUGGUUGUUAUUGAAGAGCCUGUUCGUCUUUCCUCUGUUCUUACUCCCUCUAAAACGUCUUCUACAGGAUGAUUCUCCAUCAUUGACCAAGAUUAUGGCAACCCUUGGACCAAAAUCCCGCUCUGUCGAAACUAUUGAGGCUUGUCUAAAAGCAGGAAUGUCAGUUGCACGAUUUGACUUCUCGUGCUUGGACAUGGAUUACCAUCAAGAGACCGUUGACAAUUUGAGGGUUGCUGCUAGAAACGUUAAACAGCUCUGUGGUGUGAUGCUAGAUACUGUGGGUCCAGAAAUUCUAAUUUCUAAUGAAACUGGAAAAUCUAUUGAGCUGAAAGCUGACAACCUCGUGACAAUUACUCCGGAUAUCACUAAAGAGCCAUCAGCACAGGUUUUGCCAAUCAACUAUGCUGGACUUGCAAAGAAUGUGAAGAAAGGUGAUACUGUUUUUCUCGGGCCGUACCUCUUCACUGGAAGUGAAAACUCCUCCGUUUGGCUUGAGGUAUCAGAGACAAAUGGCGCGGACAUAAUCUGUGUGGUGAAAAAUAGUGCUACAUUAACAGGAUUCAACUUUAACUUGCACAUUUCGAGGGCCCAGGUCGAUGCGCCUACUCUGACUGAUAAGGAUAAACAGAUUAUUUCCACCUGGGGAUCUCGUAAUAAUGUCGAUAUUAUUUCCUUGCACUAUACGCGCCAUGCUGAUGAUGUCCGUGAGGUCAGAGCAUUCCUUGCUACUCAAAAUCUUCAAGAAACUCAAAUAUAUGCGAAAGUUGAAACAGUUGAGGGACUGAAGCAUUUUGAUGAGAUCCUUAAAGAAUCAGAUGGUAUAAUCCUUGCUCGAGGUAACCUAGGAAUUGACCUUCCUCCAGAGAAGGUCUUCUUGUUCCAAAAAUCUGCUGCAUAUAGAUGUAAUAUGAUAGGGAAACCUGUCAUUAUCACCAGAGUUGUGGAUAGUAUGGUUGGCAAUCUGAGGCCUACUCGAGCAGAAGCAACAGAUGUUGCUAAUGCUGUUCUAGAUGGUGCGGAUGGCAUAUUGUUAGGUGGAGAGACUUUUGGCGGUCUGUAUCCAGUUGAAACAAUCAAGACAGUCAGGAACAUUUGUGCUGAGGCUGAAUUUGUUCACAACCAACCAUUAAUUUACAAGCGUAUCGUGAGCUACGCUGGAGAACCUCUGUCACAUGCUGAAUCUGUUGCUUCUUCAGCGGUACGGGUUGCUGUCAAAGUUCAUGCAGCUAUGAUCGCUGUGUUCACAAUCUCCGGGGCAGCAGCAAGGCUGAUUGCUAAAUAUAAGCCAUCUAUGCCCGUCUUUGCUAUUGUCACCCCUCUUGUGAAGUCUAACUCUGUAAAAUGGAGUCUCACUGGCUCAAUGCAGGCUCGGCAGUUGCUUGGUGUACGAGGAGUUUUCCCUGUCCUAGCAAGCACUGUAGCUGCUAACAUAGGGGUAAUCGAUGAAGAGUCGGUGUUGAAGCUUGCUUUGCAUCACGGAAAAAUGAAGGGACUGCUGAAACCUGGCGACAAGGUGGUUGUCUUUCAGAAGAUUGGAGACUCAUCCGUUGUUAAAAUCGUUGAGUUUGAUGGCUAGAUACAACAUUACAUUAUGCUGUGCUGUACUACUGUUCUUAGUUAUCAAAUUCCCUCUUACUGUAAUUGCUUCCAUUCAUUGAUUGUUCACGGGACAAUUAAGCAAUAUGUAGUUUGAGAUUCAUAGUUAAAAGGAAGAGUGGUAGCUUGUGCUUCCGAGUACAAGAAUAAUCAAGCUUAGGUUAGGCAGAGAUUGUGGAUGUCGACAUAGUUCAGCAGCACAGAACUUUCAGUGUUCAGCUAGUACAUGCUUGUAUCUUAUGUCUAUUAAUAAAAAUACUAAUGUAGUUGCAUCUUCCAA